Molecule: messenger RNA, 972 nt
Organism: Arabis nemorensis
Lineage: Eukaryota; Viridiplantae; Streptophyta; Magnoliopsida; Brassicales; Brassicaceae
Source: the annotation of a GenBank genome assembly
AUGGAGAGUUUCCCAAUCAUCAAUCUCAAGAAGCUUAAUGGAGAAGAGAGAGGAAUCACCAUGGAGAAGAUCAAAGACGCUUGUGAAAACUGGGGAUUCUUUGAGUGUGUGAACCAUGGGAUUUCACACGAGCUACUUGACAAAGUGGAGAAGAUGACGAAAGAACAUUACAAGAAGUGUAUGGAAGAAAGAUUUAAAGAAUCCAUUAAGAACAGAGGACUUGACUCUGUUCGGUCUGAAGUCAACGACGUUGACUGGGAGUCUACUUUCUACCUUAAGCACCUUCCUGUCUCCAAUAUCUCCGAUGUUCCUGAUCUUGAAGACGAUUACAGGACGUUGAUGAAGGAGUUCGCUAGAGAGAUCGAGAAGUUAUCGGAGGAGCUAUUGGAUCUGCUUUGCGAGAAUCUUGGAUUGGAGAAAGGUUACUUGAAAAAAGUGUUUUACGGGUCGAAAAGCCCGACUUUUGGAACCAAAGUGAGCAAUUAUCCACCUUGUCCUAAACCGGACCUGAUCAAGGGACUCCGGGCUCAUACCGACGCCGGUGGAAUCAUCCUCCUCUUCCAGGACGACAAAGUGAGUGGACUUCAGCUCCUUAAGGAUGGCGAAUGGGUCGAUGUUCCUCCGGUUAAGCAUUCAAUCGUCGUUAAUCUCGGCGAUCAACUUGAGGUGAUAACCAAUGGGAAGUACAAGAGUGUGGAACAUAGAGUGAUAUCUCAAACUGAUGGAGAAGGAAGAAUGUCGCUUGCAUCAUUCUACAAUCCGGGAAGUGACUCUGUUAUUUUUCCGGCCCCGGAGUUGAUCGGAAAAGAAUCGGAGAAGGAGAAGAAAGAGAAUUAUCCGAAAUUCGUGUUCGAGGAUUACAUGAAACUCUAUUCUGCUGUCAAGUUUCAGGCCAAGGAACCAAGGUUUGAAGCCAUGAAAGCUAUGGAGACAACCGUGGCCAACAAAGUCGGACCAUUGGCCACUGCCUAA